Messenger RNA from Chrysemys picta bellii (western painted turtle), 2733 nucleotides. It is a transcript of the gene TARS1, whose product is annotated as threonyl-tRNA synthetase 1. Gene Ontology annotation, biological process: threonyl-tRNA aminoacylation. The record is from RefSeq and is a predicted model, not a curated record. Gene Ontology annotation, cellular component: cytoplasm. Gene Ontology annotation, molecular function: ATP binding; threonine-tRNA ligase activity. Lineage: Eukaryota; Metazoa; Chordata; Testudines; Emydidae.
UGCCGGGCAGCCCCGGCCCGUGCUGUCCCCUAGCGCUGGCCUAGGUUGCCCGGCGGCAGCCGCUACAGCGCCCCCGCGCAGGCUCGGGCUCCGGCCCCAACCCGCUUCCUGCUGCCGGGGGCGGGACCAGCCGCGCCUCCAGUUGCAUCAGCUGCCAGAGCCGGCUGGGCCUGCGCGUGGCCUCGCUCCGACCGGCAUCCGGGCCCGGCUGCGUGCGGGGAGCGGCAUGGCGGCGGCAGGGAGCCAGAUAGCUGCUGGGGAAGAAAAGAAGGAAUGGGGAAAGAAGAAAAUGAAAGAAGGAUCUGGUGAUGGGGGUUGCACAGAGCUGAAUCCCUGGCCUGAAUAUAUCAAUGAGCGUCUAGAGAGGUAUCAUAAACUUAAAGCAGAACAUGAUGCGCUUCUAGCAGAAAGAGCUGCAAAAGACAGCAAACCCAUUAAAGUCACAUUACCUGAUGGCAAACAGGUUGAUGCUGAAUCCUGGAAGACCACUCCUUAUCAAGUUGCUUGUGGAAUUAGUCAAGGUUUAGCUGACAACACCGUUAUUGCUAAAGUGAACAAAGUGGUUUGGGAUCUAGACCGUCCCUUGGAGGAAGACUGUACCCUGGAACUGCUCAAGUUUGAAGAUGAAGAUGCUCAAGCAGUAUACUGGCACUCAAGUGCUCACAUAAUGGGUGAAGCUAUGGAGCGAAUCUAUGGUGGAUGUUUAUGCUACGGCCCACCAAUAGAAAAUGGAUUUUAUUAUGACAUGUACCUCGAGAAUGGAGGUGUGUCCAGUAAUGAUUUCUCUGCUUUGGAGACCUUAUGCAAGAAGAUCAUGAAGGAAAAACAACCAUUUGAAAGACUGGAAAUUAAGAAGGAAACUCUACUUGAAAUGUUUAAGUAUAAUAAGUUCAAGUGUCGGAUCUUGAAUGAAAAAGUCAACACUCCAACGACUACAGUGUACAGGUGUGGUCCCUUGAUAGAUCUGUGCAGGGGCCCUCAUGUCAGACAUACCGGCAAAAUAAAAGCAUUAAAAAUCCAUAAGAAUUCCUCAACAUACUGGGAAGGCAAGUCUGAUAUGGAAACCCUCCAAAGGCUUUAUGGAAUUUCAUUCCCAGAUGUAAAAAUGUUAAAGGAAUGGGAGAAGUUCCAGGAGGAGGCUAAAAAUCGAGAUCACAGAAAGAUUGGACGGGACCAGGAACUAUAUUUCUUCCAUGAGCUCAGUCCUGGCAGUUGUUUUUUCUUGCCAAAGGGAGCUUACAUCUAUAACACGUUAAUUGAAUUCAUUAGGAGCGAGUAUCGGAAGCGAGGAUUCCAGGAGGUUGUCACUCCAAACAUCUACAACAGCAAAGUCUGGAUUACAUCAGGGCACUGGCAGCAUUACAGUGAAAACAUGUUUUCAUUUGAGGUGGAGAAGGAAAUCUUUGCUCUGAAGCCCAUGAACUGCCCAGGACACUGCCUUAUGUUUGACCAUCGACCAAGAUCGUGGCGUGAGUUGCCGCUGCGUAUGGCAGAUUUUGGAGUUCUCCAUCGUAAUGAGCUGUCAGGAGCCCUUACAGGACUUACUAGAGUACGGAGGUUCCAGCAGGAUGAUGCUCACAUAUUCUGUGCCAUGGAGCAGAUUGAAGAGGAGAUAAAGAGCUGUCUGGAGUUCUUGCAAGCUGUGUAUGGUGUGUUUGGAUUUUCCUUCAAACUGGACCUCUCCACUCGUCCUGAAAAGUUCCUUGGAGAUAUUGAAGUGUGGAAUCAAGCUGAAAAGCAACUUGAAAACAGCCUCAAUGAAUUUGGUGAGAAGUGGGAUUUGAACCCUGGGGAUGGAGCUUUCUAUGGACCUAAGAUUGACAUUAAGAUUAAAGAUGCCAUUGGCCGAUACCACCAGUGUGCUACAAUCCAGCUAGAUUUCCAGCUCCCAGUCAGAUUUAACCUUACCUUUGUGAGCCAUGAUGGUGAUGACAAGAAAAGGCCAGUUAUUAUUCACCGAGCCAUCUUAGGAUCUGUGGAAAGAAUGAUUGCUAUCCUAACCGAAAACUAUGCAGGCAAAUGGCCUCUCUGGCUGUCUCCUCAGCAAGUGAUGGUGGUGCCGGUGGGACCAACAUGUGAUGAAUAUGCACAAAAGGUCAGACAGCAGUUCCAUGAUGCUGGAUUAAUGUCUGAUGUAGAUGUGGAUCCUGGAUGUACACUGAACAAGAAGAUCAGAAAUGCUCAGCUUGCACAGUAUAAUUUUAUCCUAGUUGUUGGUGAAAAGGAGAAGGCGAGUGGAACAGUUAAUAUCCGUACUCGAGAUAACAAGGUGCACGGUGAACGAACAGUUGCUGAUACGGUGGAGAGGCUGCUACAGUUGAAACGCUGUCGAUGCAAACAUGCUGAAGAAGAAUUCUAACAUUUUAUUUCCCAACCUGGUUUAGUGUAAACAGGAUGAUCGGUUUUAUAAAGCAUUAAAUCAUAUUGUAACAUCUUAUUUGCGCUAGGUUGAUUUUGAAAUAGAUCUUCAAAUGAGCCAACAAAAAUCAACCAUGAAACAUCUUUCUAUAUAUUCAGACAUUACAUGUGUCUAUGGAAAGCCCAUUUUAUACAAAUGAUGCAGCAAAGCUUCUUGGUAUCUGAUCACAAAAAAUGAAGCCAGGUGACUAAGGCUUGAUAUGAAUUGAGGGAAAAUGGAAUUGUUAAUGAAGGAUUAAAAUAUUGUACUAGUACUUUAAUAUUGUUCUAAGACUACCAAGAAAAAUAAAAUUUUGGUAACCGUGUCUUUCAUAA